Messenger RNA from Ochotona curzoniae (black-lipped pika), 1395 nucleotides. RefSeq names its product ring finger protein 225 (gene RNF225). The transcript has 4 exons. Gene Ontology annotation, molecular function: ubiquitin protein ligase activity. Gene Ontology annotation, biological process: regulation of DNA-templated transcription; protein ubiquitination. Bases 1 to 1395 code for a protein of 464 amino acids. The record is from RefSeq and is a predicted model, not a curated record. NCBI's taxonomy places the organism in Eukaryota, Metazoa, Chordata, Mammalia, Lagomorpha, Ochotonidae.
AUGCCCUGUCCAAGGCUUCCUUGGCUCCGCCGCUCCCAGGCCCCUCAGGGCACCAGCCCCAGCUCCCCAGGCUCACCAGCUUCGCCUCACCCUGUGAGCAGAGGCCAGGACGAGGACGACGAAGAAGGGGAUGGCAGCCCGGGUUCUGACCCUAUCCUGUCCCCCGCGUCCCCUGUGGAAUGCCUCAUUUGCGUGUCGCCCUUCGACGGCAUGUUCAAGCUGCCCAAGUGUUUGGAUUGCGGCCAUGUCUUCUGUCUCGAGUGCCUGGCUCGCCUCUCACUGGCCACAGCCGGCGGCGGCGACGCAGUAGCAUGCCCGGUAUGCCGCGCUCCCACCCGGCUGGCCCCACGCCGUGGGCUGCCUGCCCUGCCCACGCAGCCGGGCCUGCUUCCCUGCGACGCACGCACUCCACUGCCACGGCAGGGCUCUGUGCGCUUCGAUCGCCGCCGCGGCCUGCUGUACCUGCGGCCGCCGCCGCCCCUGCCGGGGUCCCGCAAGGCCCGCGCCGCGCUCCCGCCCCCGCUGCGUCUCGGCCGCCCACUGUCCCGCCGCCUCUCGCUGAGCAGCCCGGCCUGGGCCUUCAACGCCGCCGUAGCGCUGGCCGUGCUGGUGGCUGCUGGCCUGGUAGUCUCGGGUGUCUACAUCUUCUUCCUUAUCCCGCACGCUGCCUCCUCAGGCCCUGCGCGACCCCAGCUUGUGGAACUCGCCCCAGCACCUUCCUUCUGGUUGCCACCACCAACUGCCCCGGAGGCGCCCUGGACCCCCGACUGGACAUCAAGCUCCACAGUCCCUGUCCUGGACUCUACCCUGCUGGGGGAGGUGGGAGAAAUGGAGGAGGCGCUGAAGGCGGCCAGGGAGGGCCUGAAGGAGCCUGCGGAAGCCUUCUGCCCUGAGGUGUCCAGGACUCUGACCCUCCUCAGCCAGGCCCUUCUGAAACAGAAUCACCGACUGUACGAGGAGAGGCGCCGCUCCCCGCCGCCCUGCUUCCUUGCGCCUUCCCGAGGGAGGCGGCUCCCAUCGUCCUCCAUCGCGUUUUUACCGAGGCGAGAGGGAGACCUGCCCUCGAAGCUUCUGCGGCGUUCGGACGUCGCGGCGCUCGGGGCGGGCGUGGCCGAGACCCGAUUCGGUGGCGUUUCUUUAUCAGCCAUUUUCGGGAUCUGGCUCUGCCCGCAGGUUCCAGUGGCCGAGGUGGCGCAGGUGCCAUUGAACCCAUUGUUGAAGGAGCGUGUGCGGCUGGAGGAUGUGGCUGUGUAUUUCUCCCAGGAGGAGUGGGGGCUGCUCAGUGGUCCCCCGAGGAGCCUGUACCACGACGUGAUGCUGGAGAACUUUGUGCUCAUCAGCUCACUGAGUAAGUCGCACACGUUGCACGUUGACUUCUCUCUCACUGCCCACUGA